This is a messenger RNA of Pelodiscus sinensis (Chinese soft-shelled turtle), 1936 nucleotides long. RefSeq names its product glutathione-disulfide reductase (gene GSR). Gene Ontology annotation, cellular component: cytosol; mitochondrion. NCBI's taxonomy places the organism in Eukaryota, Metazoa, Chordata, Testudines, Trionychidae. The record is from RefSeq and is a predicted model, not a curated record. Gene Ontology annotation, biological process: glutathione metabolic process; cellular response to oxidative stress; cell redox homeostasis. Gene Ontology annotation, molecular function: flavin adenine dinucleotide binding; glutathione-disulfide reductase (NADPH) activity; NADP binding.
AUGCAGGCCAGAAUCAGGCUGGAAAUGAUGAGGUGGAUCUGUGCAUUGUUUGUGUUCUUGCUUGCCUAUUGACAGAAAGAAGGCUGCAAAGUUUUGGUUAAGAUCUUUAGGCAGAAAACUUUUCAUGGAAAAGGUGAAUGAAUUUGUUUUAUAGGGACACUAACUGGAAGGAGAAAUUCUAAUUGAAUCUACUAUGAGCUCCUAGAUUUCCUAUACCUCUGCCACUCCCCAAAAUAAGAUCAGGGUGAACUUUGUAACUUGCUAGCUAGUUAAAACAGGAAAUACUACAACUUUGAGGAAUGAGCAAAAGAAUAUUGCAUAAAUCUGCUUCAUGGUGAUUGAUUGGUUUAAGCAGGUCUGUGUGGUGAAUGUUGGAUGUGUACCGAAAAAGGUGAUGUGGAACACAGCUGUCCACUUUGAAUUCAUCCACGAUCAUGCUGAUUAUGGCUUUAAAACAUCUGACGUGAAGUUUGAUUGGCGAGUGAUUAAAGAAAAACGUGAUGCUUACGUGAGCCGCUUGAACGAGAUCUAUCAAAAUAACUUGAACAAGGCUCACAUAGAAACCAUUCAGGGCCAGGCAUCUUUUACAACUGAACCCGAGCCUACAUUAGAGGUCAAUGGUAAAAAAUACACUGCUCCCCACAUCCUGAUUGCUACAGGUGGGCGACCAUCAGUGCCCCAGGACAGUGAAAUCCCUGGUGCCAGCUUGGGAAUCACCAGUGAUGGGUUCUUUGAACUUGAAGAAUUGCCCAAGCACAGUGUUAUUGUUGGUGCUGGAUACAUUGCUGUGGAGAUAGCUGGAAUCCUUUCCACGCUGGGUUCAAAGACAUCCUUACUGAUACGUUAUGACAAGGUGCUAAGGACUUUUGAUUCAAUGAUCAGCUCAAACUGCACCCAGGAACUGGAGAAUGCUGGCAUAGAUGUCUGGAAGCAUUCACAGGUCAAAUCGGUUACAAAAUCUCCUCAGGGAUUGUUGGAAGUAACAGUGAUAUCCUCUGUACGCGGUCACAAACCCAAAGUUAGCACAAUCUCGGACGUUGACUGUCUGCUGUGGGCCAUUGGGCGAGAACCAAACACUGAGGGGCUUAAUCUAGACAAACUGGGCCUUAAAUUAGAUGCCAAAGGUCACAUUGUAGUCGAUGAGUUCCAGAACACCGGCAGGAAAGGGAUCUAUGCUGUUGGAGACGUAUGUGGAAAAGCACUCCUGACUCCAGUUGCAAUAGCAGCUGGACGGAAGCUGGCACACAGACUCUUUGAAGGCAAGCAGGAUUCCAAACUAGACUAUAGCAACAUUCCUACCGUGGUCUUCAGCCACCCACCCAUCGGAACGGUGGGACUCACGGAAGAGGAAGCCAUUUCGACAUAUGGAAAAGAGAAUGUGAAGAUCUACAACACCUCUUUUACCCCCAUGUAUCACGCUGUAACGCAGAGGAAAACUAAGUGUGUCAUGAAGCUGGUUUGUGCUGGCAAAGAAGAGAAGGUGGUGGGACUACACAUGCAGGGACUAGGGUGCGAUGAAAUGCUGCAAGGUUUCGCUGUAGCAGUCAAAAUGGGAGCAACAAAGGCCAGCUUUGAUGAGACGGUUGCCAUUCAUCCAACUUCAUCAGAGGAGCUGGUCACACUCCGUUGAAAGGUUGCGUAUUUCUGAGGCUUGCAAACCAAUCUGUAAUACGGCAGCCAAAAACACUUGAAAUAGGCUUGCGGAAUCAUAACUACUUUUCUUGGUGCCAUUUAGACAAACUCUUUCUUUUCUGUGACACUCCAGAUGAUAUUCAGAUUCUUCUGUUUUUGUAAUCUAGACAUUUAUAAUGUGGGGAAAAAAUCUGAGCGACGUCCAGUGGUGGCGGCAUCUCUUCCUUUCAUCCAAAUAGCUUGGUUUCUUGAAGCUUCAUUGGUUUAGACUGAAAAAUAAAUAAAUAAAAUAGUUUAAACUCUU